GAGCCCAGCAUAGGUGCCAGGAGGAUAUAAAGCCGGGGUGGCAGAGCCAACCUCAGCCUAUAUGACAGGUCUAUAGGUCAGCUCUGGACCUACACAAGGAUUUAACUAAACAGAAUCAGAGGAACCAACACUAGUCUGUCAUACCAGCGCUCCAAACCCAUAGCUGCAGAUUGCUUCUGAUACUUAGACAGUCUCUAGGCCCUGACCAGAGGACUGAAGGACCUCAGUAUUCCUUUUCUGUAGUGUUUGACCUGUAGAAGCCAGGAGGUGUGAGGAGCCUGUAUUUACAGCCAGUCUGAUGGAGAAUGAUGCCUAUGACAGGAUCGGGGACGAACCCCCUAACUACGAUGAGACGUCUUUCUCCGGUCGCAGCACCUCUAACGGUAAUGGGACCGGUAACGGAGAGCACCGGGCCGUCCGUCCGUCCGUGGUCAGUGCGUUUGGUCAUGACACGCUGGACCGCGUGCCCAACAUCGACUUCUACCGGAAUGCUGGGAGUGUGAGCGGUAACCGUGCGGUCCGACCGUCCCUGCAGGAGCUCCACGAUGUCUUCCAGAAGAAUGGAAGGAUCUCAGUGACGAACACGGUGGAGGACAGAGAGGGGAGCGACGGGACGCCGUCGGACGAUGUCGAGUCUGUCAUUCCCCUGGACAACAAAGAUGGAACCGUGAGGUUCGGCUGGAUAAAGGGAGUCCUGGUUAGUAGAGAUGGGUUACUGUCAUGAGAACUUUGUAAACUG
Oncorhynchus masou masou (cherry salmon) is the source of this 739-nucleotide messenger RNA. Its product is annotated as solute carrier family 12 member 1-like. NCBI's taxonomy places the organism in Eukaryota, Metazoa, Chordata, Actinopteri, Salmoniformes, Salmonidae. The coding region runs from base 299 to 724 and encodes 141 amino acids. The record is from RefSeq and is a predicted model, not a curated record. The transcript is spliced from 2 exons.